Messenger RNA from Arabidopsis lyrata subsp. lyrata, 1066 nucleotides. Its product is annotated as inositol oxygenase 4. Lineage: Eukaryota; Viridiplantae; Streptophyta; Magnoliopsida; Brassicales; Brassicaceae. Bases 366 to 896 code for a protein of 176 amino acids. Gene Ontology annotation, molecular function: inositol oxygenase activity; iron ion binding. Gene Ontology annotation, cellular component: cytoplasm. Gene Ontology annotation, biological process: inositol catabolic process. The transcript is spliced from 6 exons. The record is from RefSeq and is a predicted model, not a curated record.
CUACAUGUUAAAUGACAAUACCCAAAAAUGGAUAAGAGUAAUUGAAUAAGGACAACAAUAAUUGUACCUAUGUUGUUCUAUUUUUGUUAUCACGUGUAUAAAGUAUAUACAAAACCCACAUGUGUAUCUGCAGUGUGCAUAUGUAUAACCCUUCAAAAAGAAGUGACUAGGCGGAGGAUUUUCUCCACACCACCACUAUAAAUACUCGUAAAUUAAAGUCUUCAUCACAAAAGUUAUAUAAUCAAAAGGAUAAGCAUAUAAUCUCAGGUGGGCUAAAGAGAACGGAAGCACCUUGCCGUCCAAAGAACAGUUUAUCAUUCCUUUUACUGCAUUGCACACGUACGGCUGGAGAAUACACCCAUGGUAUGAACGAGGAAGAGAAGGAGAACAUGAAGUUGCUAUACACGUUUUCGAACAAGUAUUCGAGUUAUACAGCAAAAGCAAAAAAUUCACAUCUAGCUACCAAAGACGACGAAGCGUUCUUGGCACCAGAAAUGAAUGCAUUCAGCCGUCAAUUCAGGGACUAUGAUGCUGAGUCUGAAAGGCAGAAAAGCGUGGAAGCUUUUUACAAAGCUCAGCAUAUCAACCAAACUGUCGCUUUUGUGACAAAGAUGAGGGCUGAUUUUGGAAAAUUGGACAAAAAGGUGAUGAGCAUUUGGGAAUGCUGUGAGCUCCUUAACGAGGUCGUAGAUGAGAGUGAUCCAGAUCUUGAUGAGCCUCAGAUUCAACAUUUGCUUCAAUCCGCGGAAGCCAUCCGCAAAGAUUACCCUAAUGAAGAUUGGCUUCAUCUAACCGCUCUUAUUCAUGUAUUAUUCCGGAGGUGGUGGUGGAGUGUGGAGAAGAAAAUAAGUGGCCAUGCAGGAUUUGCCAAAGGACUUAGUGGCCGGGGCACUUAACUCAUUGAAGAAGAGGAUUGAACAAUCUUGUAUUUUUCAAGUUUUGGUUUUUUUUUUACGUUGGAGUGACUUCUAAUCAGGAUUGAACAAUCCAUUUUAUCUUCUUAAAAAUCCUUGAUCCAUGUUUCAUGAACUGCGAGCGAUUCAAUAUGACAACUUCUGUUUUACCA